AUGGCGACAGAGGAGCAGCUGCUAAAGCUUCAGGUGUCAGGCUUGGAUGGCCAGAGCUUCACCUUCCACGUGGACGAGAAUCUGCUGGGCCGAGCUUUGUGGCAGCGGGUCGUUGAGCAGUUACCGCCCAAGGCAGGCGCUCGAGUGGUGCUGCUGAAGGGAGCGGAGAAGCUUUGCAUGAAGAAGACCUUGAAGGAGCAAGGGCUGAGCGGUGACGCGUCCGACGUGCCGUGCUUGUCCUUCGUCUACCGUCCGGUGAACUUGUUGGACGCCUGGCGCUUCCUGUCCGAUCCCAGCGAUGGGGAGGGCCAGGAGCUCUUGGAGGGCCUCACCGAACUCGUGGACGUCGCCAGAAAACCGGAGCUUUUGCCCAGUACUUUGAAGAAGCUUCGGAUCGACUUCGACGAAGUCGAGGAGACGCACGGCGAUCAGACGGAGAGGGCGCCUUCUUUUCCAGCUGCUUUAGAGAGCCUCACCUUCGGCGAUCGCUUCGACCAGAGUUUGCUCCACUUCCGAUGGCCCCAUCUCCGAAGGAUGGCCUUUGGGUGGCAUUUCAAUCAGACCUUGGAGAAUAUCACUUGGCCCAGCCAGUUGCAGAGCCUCACAUUGGGUUGGAAGUUCAAUCAGAGUUUGGAAAGGGUCGACUUCCCAAAGACUCUGCAGAGCUUGACUUUGGGGAGUUGCUUCAACCAGAGUUUGGGUGUGAAUUGGCCCAGUACCCUUACGAACCUCACACUUGGUGAAUUCUUUGACCAGAGUUUGGAUGGGGUUGCUUUGCCCGAGAGGCUUCAUAGCCUGACAUUUGGCAGCAACUUUAAUCAGAAGUUGCAAGGAGUGAUAUGGCCAAAUGAUCUUCAUAAUCUAAUCUUCGGAACUGGCUUCAACCAAAGCUUGGAAGGUUGCCAUUUGCCAAGAAAUCUCCAGAACUUGACAUUCGGCCAUACUUUCAAUCAAAGCUUGCGAGGAGUGGUUCUACCAGAUCAGUUAAGGCUCCUAAAGUUUGGCCGUUACUUCAACCAGUGCUUGAAAGAAGUGACAUUUCCAAGCAACCUCCAGAGCCUGACACUUGGGGACUGCUUCAAGAAGAGCUUGGCCGACGUGAACCUGCCCCAUAACCUUCAACACCUGGUGUUCAGCAGCGAUGUGAACUUGCACAAGUUGACUUUGCCAAGUCUUCGAAGUCUAACGUUGCAACAGGACAUCGGCGAACUGAUUUGGCCCAGAAACCUUGAAGAGCUAACCUUCGACGUGCGCAAAACGUGUCAAAAAUGGAUCGCACCGGCGGCCUUUCCUGAGAGCUUGCAAAGCUUAACGUUUGGAUAUAGAUUCAACCACAGUUUGGUAGAUGUGAUAUGGCCAAAGAACCUCCAAGAGCUUACCUUCAGCGAGUGUUUCAAUCAGACACUGGAAGGGGUGAUGUUGCCCGACAGCAUCCAACGUCUGACGUUUGGCUAUUUCUUCAAUCAAAGUUUGGAAGCUGUUGCGCUGCCAAGCCAUCUUCGGAGCCUGGUCUUUGGUGAAGCCUUUAACUGCAGUCUGGAACAGGUUCGUCUUCCAAGCAGUCUCAGGAGCCUGGUCUUUGGCUGCAGCUUCAAUCAGCCCUUGGAUCGCAUCACCUGGCCGCCCUUGGAAAGCCUCACCUUCGGCGAAGGCUUUGAUCAAAGCUUGCUUGACGUAGUACUUCCCAGCACUCUUCAAAGCCUGGCUUUGGGCUACAGCUUCAAUCAGCCAUUGCUUGGUGUGAUCUUCCCCGAGAAGCUUCACAGCCUCAGCUUGGGCAAAGGCUUCGACCAAUGUCUCCGUUCCGUCGCAUGGCCCAGCGGCCUCCGGCGGCUGCGCCUGGGCGCAGAGCUGUCCGUGGAGCGGCUUCCGCAGAUCGAUGGCCUCCGGCACUUGGAGUGUGGACGGUUGGUGAUCAGCGCAGAAACGGAAGACAUGGAUGACAUGUUGAGAGAUGAGAAAUGA
This is a messenger RNA of Durusdinium trenchii, 1965 nucleotides long. The record is from the annotation of a GenBank genome assembly. NCBI's taxonomy places the organism in Eukaryota, Dinophyceae, Suessiales, Symbiodiniaceae.